Molecule: messenger RNA, 2336 nt
Organism: Phoenix dactylifera (date palm)
Lineage: Eukaryota; Viridiplantae; Streptophyta; Magnoliopsida; Arecales; Arecaceae
Gene: ATL43
Product: RING/U-box superfamily protein
Source: RefSeq, a predicted model, not a curated record
UGCUUCCUAUCAGGUGGCGGUGCUGCGACAUCGGAGGUGGCGGUCACCGGAUUCCCAGGGACCUCCUCCCGUUCCUCCCCUCUCCUGCCCAUAAACUGUUACAGGCCGCGACGCACCGUUCUUCUAUCCUCACCGCGAAAAGAAAUAUAAUAAAGAAAAGGAGGCAGAAAACCGCACCACCGUUGGGUUACGAGCGCCAAGCUUUUGUCCUCUGGACCUCAUCGCCGGAUCCAGACCCCGCCCUCUAUAAAACCUUGUGUCAACCUCCAUUCCGCUUUUGUGAGAGAGAAGCAGGGGAUAUGGGGGUCUACUGGAACCUGGGGCUCUGCUUCUUCCACCUGCCGCGUCUUCUCCUAGCGGAGGACGCCACCUCUCCUGCCGCCGCCGUUUCGGCGGAUUCCAUCGCCACCACCAGCCCCUCCCCCUUCAUUUCUCCGCCGUCGGCCAGAUCGUCCUCCGUCGCCCCCUUCCGGCCCAGCAUCGCCGUCAUCGUCGGCGUCCUUACCGCAAUGUUCUCCCUCACUUUCCUCCUCCUCCUUUACGCUAGGCACUGCAAGCGGACCUCCGCCGGUUAUGGCGGUGGUGGUGCGUCGGGAUUUUCGGCCGCCGCUGAGAGGCGGAACUCAGGGGUAGAGCGGGCGGUGGUGGAGUCGCUGCCGGUAUUCCGGUUCGGCUCGCUCCGGGGCCAGAAAGAGGGGCUGGAGUGCGCGGUGUGCUUGAACCGGUUCGAGCCGGCGGAGGUGCUCCGGCUCCUUCCGAAGUGCCGCCACGCCUUCCACGUCGAGUGCGUCGACACCUGGCUCGACGCCCACUCCACCUGCCCACUCUGCCGCGUCCGCGUCGACCCAGAGGACGUACUCCUCGUCCCCGAACCCCGCCCCCUGCCGGAUCCCGACCAUCCCUCCGCAGCAGGCGGAGAGAAGUCGCCGCGAGACAGCAAGGCCGCCGGCGAAGCGGCGGCCGCGAUCCCGAACCCCUUCGGCCGGCGGAUCUCCGGCCGGCACUCCUCCGCCGGGGAGAGGUGCAGCAACUCCAUACAGAUCAUCGUCCAGCGGGCCGACCCCGCCGAUCGAAGGUCGGCGGACUCCGCAUCCGCGCGCCGCGGCGCCGCCGCGGGCGGCUUCGAAGCAGCCAGGGGAAAGGUCCGGAAGGACGGGCUUCUCUUGCCGGCGGAGAGGGAGGAGUUCGAGCGGCGGUGCAGUCACCGAAUCGUCGUCUCGUGCGGCGACGUGAUGCAGGAGAGAUGGAGCGAUCUUCGACCGUCGGAUCUGCUGUUUUUGCGGUCGGAGAUGAUCAUUACCGACAGUGGAAGGUUCUCAGCGUCCCGGGCGGGCCGGGUCUCGGGCUCCUCCUCGGGCAGGGGCAGGGACGUAAUUAGCCCGCGAUGCGCAUCCGAGAUCACGGGGAUUACCCGUCUCUCGACCCGAGCUCGCAGCGGCGGCUGCGCACGGCGGGUGGAGGAGGAGGAGCGGACGAUGAGGAGGUGGUUGGCAUUCGCGGCGAAGCGCACGGCGCGGUGGCUCGGGAGCCGAGAGAGCGACCACGGGCCCAACACCUAGCUUCUGAAGAUAUUUCUUGUGACGGAAAUGCCCACGGAUACGAUCAUUAUUUUCCGAGAGGAUGCCACGGAGGGAGGCGGGUGGAUCUUUUUGAAAGAUUCCAGCGGUACGUGGGAGUGGGCAAGUACCACGGGAUUCUUGAGUAGUGUCACGUGAUGGACCUUCUCGCAUUACCGCCGGUCUGGGGACUCGCGGGGACCCUGGCACGAGGGCAUGGAGGCUAGCGAGGAGGGGAGAGUUUCGAGCUCUCUCGUCCGCGUGGGCGGUUGUGAAGUCGGGAGACGGUGGUCACCGAACGAGAUCCAACGGCUGAGAAACGGGAGGUGACGCGGCGGCUUCUGCGGGAUGGCGCUUUUUGUCGGGUGGUGAGGAAAGGUGAGCCGGGCGGGUGGAGAAUCCGAGCCGUCCAUUUCAAUUUCGAGGUGGGGUCCAUAGAGCAACAGUGGGAAACGGUAGCCCUGGAACUUUUGAUGUGGACAAUUGAUGGAGAGCAUUGAAUGGAAUCAUUGACGUAGAUACAAGUUGCAUUUCUUUGCGUUUGGUGCAGGAAGCAGAGGUUACUUGCAUUUACUGCCAACUUUGUGAAUGGAUCUCGGGAGGCAGCACGCAUGCUGUUUGCUGGUAGCUAAGAUGUGAAAUAUUUGUACUUUUGACUUCAAAAUUUUGGAUUGAACCGUUGAUUGCAUAUUUGCAUGCAAGUUUAUGUAAAUGUCAAUCUGCUAACAUCACAUCUUUCUCAUCAAGUCGUGGCAAAUAUAUUAGUACCAUGAUUCUAUC